AUUUGCUGUUCUAGAAAGUGCAGAGACACGUAGUGAAAAUGGGAGGAUCUAGAAGGAGGCCGUCUCCCGUGUAGUGUAUAUUUAUCUGUAAGUGAGCCGUUGGGGAAGGAAUUAAAUACUGAGGCGCUGUCUGCUUGCUGUCUUAAGACAGCGAAGCUGAAUUGCUGAUUUGCUUUAACUUUUAAAAUACCCAGCUUGGUUUAUUUUUCUUAGAAUUGUAUUGCUAAGACUGGGGACGCUGUUUUCUUUCACAAAGGGAAAUCUAAGUUCAUUUCAAGGCACUCGAAAUGGGGAAAGACUAUUAUUGCAUUUUGGGAAUUGAAAAAGGAGCUUCAGAUGAAGAUAUUAAAAAGGCUUACCGAAAACAAGCCCUCAGAUUUCAUCCGGACAAGAACAAAUCUCCUCAGGCAGAGGAAAAAUUUAAAGAGGUCGCAGAAGCUUAUGAAGUAUUGAGUGAUCCUAAAAAGAGAGAAAUAUAUGAUCAGUUUGGGGAGGAAGGGUUGAAAGGAGGAGCAGGAGGUACUGAUGGACAAGGAGGUACCUUCCGGUACACCUUUCAUGGUGAUCCUCAUGCCACAUUUGCAGCAUUUUUUGGAGGUUCCAACCCCUUUGAAAUUUUCUUUGGAAGACGGAUGGGUGGUGGUAGAGAUUCUGAUGAAAUGGAAGUAGAUGGAGAUCCUUUUGGCGCCUUUGGAUUCAGCAUGAAUGGAUAUCCAAGAGACAGGAAUUCUGUGGGGCCAUCCCGCCUCAAACAAGAUCCUCCAGUUAUUCAUGAACUUAGAGUAUCACUUGAAGAAAUAUAUAGUGGUUGUACCAAACGAAUGAAGAUUUCUCGGAAGAGGUUAAACCCUGAUGGGAGGAGUUACAGAACUGAGGACAAAAUUCUCACCAUCGAGAUUAAAAAAGGGUGGAAAGAAGGCACCAAAAUUACUUUUCCAAGGGAAGGAGAUGAAACACCAACUAGUAUUCCAGCAGACAUUGUUUUUGUCAUUAAAGAUAAAGAUCACCCCAAAUUCAAAAGGGAUGGGUCAAAUAUAAUUUAUACUGCUAAAAUUAGUUUACGAGAGGCAUUGUGCGGCUGCUCAAUUAAUGUGCCAACCAUGGAUGGAAGAACCAUACCUAUGACAAUAAAUGAUAUUGUGAAACCUGGAAUGAGGCGAAGAAUUAUUGGAUAUGGGCUACCAUUCCCGAAAAAUCCUGACCAACGUGGUGACCUUCUAAUAGAAUUUGAGGUUUCCUUCCCGGAUACUAUAUCCUCAUCGUCCAAAGAAGUACUUAGGAAACAUCUUCCUGCCUCAUAGAAUGAAAAACUUUGUUAACCAUAUUUUGAUAAGGCACUGAAAAUAUAAAAGGACUGGCCAUUUACUGAUGUAGAUGUGAAUUCUGUAUAAAGACAUGUAAAUUAUUUUGAGGGUUCAUUACAUUGCAUGAAUAGAGACGGGUCAAAUAAAAAGGCAAAAGGGAUUUUUGCAGUUAGAGAUAAAGAGAAAACCAUUCACUGUAUUUUAUUUCAUUUCUCCCAAGUCAGAAUUUUUUAGUAUUUUGCGUACAUGUAAAAUUCAUUUCUGUGGAGUUAAUAGAUGUAUUUCUAAUAAAGUACCAGGCUAUCCAAGUACUUUAUUUCUUAUAUAUUUACACUGUAAGUGUGGUAGCUUCUCGUUUAUAAUGGAAAUUUAAAUUCUUAACUAUACAUGUGAUAGGUACUUCUAGUAAAGAAGAACCCAAGUUACUUGGAAAUCUGGUUAACUAGAUUAAAAUCAUAUGAAAUGCUGCUAUAGGGCUGGUACCCAUAAAAGAGUAUCCUAAUACAUAUAUUUCACCAUUUUGAUUUUUAAAGUGUGCUGUAGCAUUUCUUAAUAACAUAGUUAUAAUGUUCUUAAGACAGACCUUUUCUUCAUAAAAAGGAAAUUAAUGGCAAUUUAUCUCCUGUGGAAAUCCCAAUUGCCUGAAUUACUGAUAUUUUAGAAAUAGGUUGUUUUUAAAAUGCCACAUAUAAUUUUAUGCAAAUUAACUAUAUAUCUUGGACUUAAUAAAUUAUAGGUACAUUUUAUUGUCCAUUAGUUAAGGAUAAUUUGUUUGAUAAUAAACGUGUUUUUAGAGGAAAUAUUGUUACUUGGAAUUAAUUUUCCAAUUACACAGUCUUCUAUAACUUACUCAUAAUAUGCUAUAUGUACCAUAUGCAAUUUCCCUAAAAAGAAUAAACUACCACUAUGGUGUUAAACCAAAAUAUGGGGAAAAUAAACACUAACUGCUGCUUAUGAAUGAUGUUGCUACUACUUGCUAUGCAUAUAAAUAUUUUACUUUUUCAUAUGUAUAGAUUGCAUUUCUUAGGUGUUUUAAUUUUUUAAAUAUAUUUACAUUUAAAAAAUUCUGUUUUCUGUUUUAUAGCUAUAGUAAGAAUGAUAUUUUGAAACAAAGAUUUUGGUUCAAAAGAAAUUUUCAGGAUAAUUGGUAUACAAGGUUUAUUGGACCCUAUCACCUUUUAGCAGAAUAUGGUCUUUUAUAAAUUCAAAACAUAGGUUUUAAUCACCAUAUACUUUACAGCUUUAUUGAGAUAUAAUUCUCAUGCUAAAAAGUUUACCAUUUUAAAGUACACAAUCCAGUUGUUUUUGUAUAUUCACCUUAUAUAGCCACUUUAUAAUUUCAGAACAUUUACAUCACCCUAAAAAGAAACCACAUAACCAUUAGCACUCACUUCCCAUUCCUCUAGCCCCUGGCAAACACUAAUCUACUUUCUGCUUCUAUGGAUUCAUCUAUUCUGGACAUUUCUUAUAAGUGGGAUUAAACAAUACUUGGCUUUUUUGUUUGUUUCUUUCACUUAGCAUAAUGUUUUCAAGAUACACCCAUGUUGUAUCAUUCAGUACUUCGUUCCUUGUUUUAUGGCUGGAUAAUAUUCUGUUGUUUGGAUAUACUACAUUCUGUUUAUCCAUUCAUUAAUUGAUGGGCAUUUAGGUUAUUUCCACUUUUUGGGCUAUAAUGAAUAAUACAACUCUGAACAUUUUUGUA
Messenger RNA from Capra hircus (goat), 3006 nucleotides. RefSeq names its product DnaJ heat shock protein family (Hsp40) member B4 (gene DNAJB4). NCBI's taxonomy places the organism in Eukaryota, Metazoa, Chordata, Mammalia, Artiodactyla, Bovidae. Gene Ontology annotation, molecular function: protein-folding chaperone binding. The coding region runs from base 288 to 1301 and encodes 337 amino acids. Gene Ontology annotation, cellular component: cytosol. The record is from RefSeq and is a predicted model, not a curated record. The transcript is spliced from 3 exons.